GCCAGUUUCUUUAGUCUGUGGACUUGGAAUGUGGACGGAGUGUCGCAAAUAACAUGGCAUAGCAUAAAAUAAAUAAUAUUUGCAUUUGCUGUGCGAAAUACAUUAUUAUCUAAAUGUGUCGUUACGUUUCGUUAAAUAUAAAAGGUGUCAUGUGAAAAGACUGCGACUUUUAAUUCUUUGCGCAGGGUAAUAAAUGGGGGUAGCUUUUGUGAUUUUUAAUGUAUUGUGGUGAGUGGAGAUGGAUCGGCGUUGUUCCCAGUCCGUUCGGACGCUGGUUUUCGACGAUUCGGACUCCGACGCGUCUAAAAGCGGGCAGAGGAAGGAUUUGGCUUCAACAGGAGCUCCUUCGUCGUUGAAUCAGAGCGCUGAAGAUGCGGGCAAGAGUUUGCUCACGAAUCUUGUGCGCAUGCGUCGGUCAGCGCUCGGGAAGUCUGCACCCACUCUCUCGGUACACGUGAAAGAACAGUGCGUGGUAUCUCGAAGACCGUCAAGAUUGCCGCCUCCGCCUCCACAUCACAGGCUUUCACUUGUGAUCGGGUCAGGGAGGUGCAGUUCCCCGGGCACCGGUCCGCUGUCUCCGGCCGAGGGUCCGCGAUGGCCUCACGCUCACCACCCGCACCCUCUGCACCACGCGCUUCUCUCGUCCAGCGUGAAACGCGGCAAGGAGCUAAACAAGGAUAUCGACGGUCGCAGGUGGUCGGUGGCAUCGCUGCCCUCCUCUGGUUACGGGACCACGCCGGGCAGCUCGAGUCUAUCACAGUCACAAUGCUCGUCCCAGGAGCGGUUGCUGGCCGUGCAGACGGCCUGCGACCCGCAGCCCCGGGCGCCGUGUCCUCAUUGCCAACAUCAGAACUCGCUCAACAGUUCACAGGGCAGCGGUAUGAACAACUGGGCGUCCCUUUCGGAUAGCGGCGGCAGUGGCAAUGCUGGAGCCCGCGCGCCUUCACCGCAGGGCUUGUCACGACGGGUCCGGAGUCGCAGUCUUAGCAGUCCUUCCCGUUCUAUCGGCGGCUCGUCGGGCGGGGGGUCCGGCUCGCGGGACGACGCCGUGUCGGCCAUGUCGUCCCUGUUCGCUGCCAGAUUCCCCGCCGCUCAGAAAUCUAUGGACGACAAAUUAAGAGGACUAAUCGAUGAGCUCACGGAAUUGGAUAAGAAACCCGAUCGGCCGCCUAUAGAGAGAUUCGUACAGAGACAGGUUCUGGAAAUGGCUCGCGACUGCCUCCACAAGUCAGAAUCAAAGCAGGUGACCAGCACCUACUUCUAUGACAUGGCAGACAGUCUGGACCGGCUGCUUGCAGAGACGAGAGAGAAGUCAGCCGAAGCGGGUGGUCAGGUGGCGCCGCUGGUCAACCGGCUGAUCCUGGCGAUGGCCCGGCCGGCGCGCCUGCUCGAGUGUCUGGAGUUCGAUCCCGAGCGGUUCUACAGGCUGCUGGAGGCCGCGGAGGGACACGCCAGACAUUUGCAGGGCAUAACAGACAUUCCACAGUACAUCAUCCACAAGCUGGGACUCUCCAAGGACCCGCUGGCCGAGUUGCACGCCCCCCCGCCCCCUCCCCUCCCGCAGAAUACCUCGCCUUCCAAGCUUCGCGGCCGCCAGUCGCCCCCCGGCUCGAGUUCGGGGGCGCCCCCCUCGGAAGCUGACUACCAGGUCAUAAAGCUCAUAUCGAACGGAGCUUACGGAGCCGUGUAUCUAGUCAAACACAAACAAACGAGACAGAGGUUCGCCAUGAAGAAGAUCAGCAAAAACAACUUGAUACUGAGGAACCAAGUGGAGCAGGCGUUCGCCGAGAGGGACAUCCUCAGUUUCGCUGAUAAUCCCUUUGUGGUGACCAUGUACUGCUCGUUCGAGAGCCGGCGGCACCUGUGCCUCAUCCUGGAGUUCGUGGAGGGCGGCGACUGCGCCACGCUGCUGCGCGCCGGCCCGCUGCCGCCCGACAUGGCGCGCCACUACUUCGCCGAGGCCGUGCUGGCCGUCGAGUACCUGCACUCCUACGGCAUCGUGCACCGCGACCUCAAGCCCGACAACUUGCUGAUCACUGCCACCGGCCACAUCAAACUGACAGAUUUUGGGUUGAGCAAAAUGGGACUUAUGUCGUUGGCGACGAAUUUAUAUGAGGAGUACGCCGACAGAGAGGCGCGGCAGUUCUCCGACAAGCAGGUCUGCGGCACUCCAGAGUACAUCGCGCCGGAGGUCAUACUCCGACAGGGCUACGGGAAGCCGGUGGACUGGUGGUCGAUGGGUGUCAUCCUGUACGAGUUCCUGGUGGGAUGUGUGCCGUUCUUCGGCGACACUCCUGAGGAGCUGUUCGCUCAUACUGUCAAUGAUGACAUAGAGUGGCCGUCGGAGGAAGACUUUCCGAUUGCGGUGGAAGCGAGAGCCAUCAUCACGGAACUCCUCGCGCGCAACCCGAGGGACCGGCUCGGGACUGGCGGCACCCAUCAAGUCAAGGACCACGUUUAUUUCUAUGGUUUGGACUGGAACAACCUGCUCAGGAGGAAGGCCGAGUUCAUACCGCAGCUGGAGAACGACGAAGACACCAGCUACUUUGAUAGUCGGUGCGAGCGUUACAACCACAGCGAGGUGGACACGGACGAGGCGGCCGACGCGCCCGACGACGGAGUGUUCGCCGCCUUCUCCAGCACCUCGCCGCAGUGGAGGAGGCACCAUCACUCCUGCGCAGAGCACGACUCCCGGAGCACGGACAGCUGGCCCGGCACACCGGACAGCGCCGGGCCGCCCACGACGCCCACAGCGCCUCUGCAUCAUCAUCAUCCGAAAUGUCCUGUGGCGGGCAGCAGCCAGCAGGUGUCGGCGGAGUCGUCGCAGACGGACAGCGAGGACGUGUCGCCGGCCGCCCGCCGCCGCGCGCCCCCCCGCCUGCACCUGCCCUCCGCGCUCGCCCUCACCCCCCGACUUUCGGACAUCCGAAGAGAGGACCGAAGCAUAGACAAACCGGAUAGAACGGAGAAGACGAAGCCGACAGCCAUCAUGGCGGCCAAGUCUAUGCGGCGUUCGGCCAGCACUUCAGGAUUGUCUCUGGUUAUACAUCCAGCCGACGACAGCAUGCUGAGCGCGGGGGCGGGCUCGCCGUGCGCCGGCAACACUUCCUCCACCAACUCCUCGAGGGACUCCUCGCCGUGCAGAGAUCCGCCUUCGCCGUUCGCUUUGCCGAAUCAUUCUUUGAUCCAAGCGUCGAAACCGCCGAUGGUUGUGCGGCGCGGCCCCCGCGGGUUCGGCUUCACGAUCCACACGGUCCGCGUGUACUAUGGCGACACGGACUACUACACUAUGCACCAUCUCGUCUCGGCCGUGAACGAGCAAGGCGCGGCGUGGGCGGCCGGUUUGAGAGCCGGCGACCUCAUAACGCAGUUGAACGGCGAGUCAGUGCAAGGGCUGCUGCACACGCAGGUGUUAAGGUUGCUAUUGGCAGCGCCGCACGCGACGUUACGAGCGACACCACUGGAUCAGACAACUAUACAGUCUGGUGGGCGUCGCCGUACCAGCGGCGGGAGGAGGGCGUACGCUCCCCCUCGACCUCGACCCCGAAGACGAUGCUCCCUGUUCAGGAGGAUAUCCACCAAACGCGCUACACAGGAAAUGCAUCAGAUGGUGUCGGGCGAGGCGGUGACGUCAGCGCCCCCCGCCGCGCCCCCCGCGCCCCCCGACGCGCCGCUGCACGCCAACACGCACUUCCAGAGACCGUCGUCGUUACACGGGCUGAAGCACAAGCUGGUGGGCGGCGCGGAGGUCCGUCGCUCUUCGCUGCAGCACAUGCCGCUGUCCCCCCUCGCGAGGACGCCCUCCCCCUCGCCGCAACCCCCGCCCCCUGCCUCGCCUACCAGUCGCGUGGAGGCCCGCAGUCCUUCGCCGCUCGCGACGCGGGAGUGCGGGCGCCGCGCCUGGCCGAGACGCGACCCCGCCUCCCCCCUCCUCCGCCGGGCGCUCUCGCCCGAUAGAUUACACCCUCGUUCAGCUGAAGCCAAGUGUUCGAUAUCGCCUCUGUGCUGCGGGGGGGUGGUGGCGGGCGUGUCGGUGAGCGCGGGGAGCACGCGGCGCGGCGGGAUGUGGCGAGCGCCCGCCCCCGCGCCUCCCACUCCGCCCCCCCAGGACAAGCCCGACGAGCCACCCCUGCCCAGGAUAGCAGAGGAGAAGGAUUCGCCGACGCAUCACGCCAGAAACUUGCCUAAUAGCCCGGCGAGACAGGCGACCCCCAGCAUCUUCACGUCAUCUCCGAAGACGAGUCUCGGCAAGUCUCCGUUCGACGCGUCCGCCUCAUUCGCGUCGCUCUCACUCUCCGACGAGUCCUACAUCGCGGAUUCGUCCGUCAAUCUAUCCGUCUUGGAUACGUCCAGGGACCUCUUUAUCGACGAGUCCAGGACGAGCACGGAGCCGAGCGUCGCCGACGAGAAACCACCAAAAGUAGAACCUCCAGUUAUCGAGCAGCCCAAAGUUCGGAAGAAGUCUGACUCGAGUCUUAAGGAGGAAGAGUUUAAAACGAAAAACAAAAAAACGGAACUCAAGAAACAAGAUUCCUUGAAGAAGAUCGAAGUCAAGGAUGAACCCAAAGCGGAAGAAAAAAAAGUUGACAAGCCAAUGGAACGAGCCGGCUCGGUAAAGAAGGUUGAGAAGGAUAUGAAAAAGGCGGAGAAGGCGGAGAAGAAACAAGAUAAACAAGAGCCGAAGAGGACAGAGUCCCUGAAGAAGAUGGAGGGACUGAAGAGACAGGAAUCUGUCGAACUAAAUAAGUCGCCAGAAGCGGUCGAGAACACGGAAGCUCGCAGCAAAAGCGUCGUCAGUAAGCUGCUGGGCGUGAUGGGGCGGCGCUCCACUAAGGACCGGGACGACGACGAGCAUCGCCUCUCCAAGAAGCACGAUAAGCACGCCAAAAGAAAGGUGAGCACGCAGGGCGGCAGUACGCCGGGCCAGCCCAGGCCGCCGGAGCCGGCGCCGCCGACGGAAAGAGAACCAGAGGACAAGAAACGCAAGAACCGCGGCCGCGCCUCCAGCUCCUCGUCAGGAGAGAAAUAGACAAGACAAUAAUCACCCUUAUGGCGAACGCUUUAGGCUUCGAUCUCGCUUAACCGUUACGGCUUUAGAAGUUUGAAGGUAAAGCCAUAAAUAAGUACACUGGUUUUCUAAAACAUAUGUUUUUUAAUUCUUUUGAAAUAUGAGGCAAAGACAUUUGUGGAACACGAGUCGCACGUGACAUAUCGUAGGUUGAUAUUGACAUGCCAAAGUUAGUGUCAAUAUUGUAUCUCGUAGAGACUUUCAAACUAAUCGGAUCAAAAAAUGUUAUAAAAGAUUUAUAUUCUGUCAACAAAAAAUAAAAAAACGGGAACAAAAAACCGUAGAGUCAGCGUCGAAUUCGAACGUAAAUUAUAAUUUAAAAAUAUCGGAACAAAAAAUUAAUGGAGUGGCUUAUUCUAGAUUGGCGGAUGUCCAAGAUCCUUUGUAAGUUAAUAAAAAUGCCCUGUAGUCUAUUGAUUUUUUAUUUAAUAUAUUUAAUCGACAAUCCUAUGAUCUGAAAGUUUGUUUCACGUUUUGAUUCCUUAAACUCUUGUUUUUUGUACUAUUAUUGUUGUGUAUUUGUGAUAAUCUACGUAAAAUAUUUAAAUAAAAACAAUGCCAACGAUAAAUACAACUUAUUUCUAAAGCCGUACGGUUCGAUUUUGUAUAAAUAUGUGUGUGUUCAAAUUAGCGCGAAAGAGGCAUACAUGAUUAAACUAGGGAAGAUGGUGGCGAUGAAUUGUUGUAUAUUUUGAUUGAAAUUCGUCUUUUAUAUUAAUAAUUAAUAAUAAUAAUAAUAUUAAUUAAAUGUGUGUUAAUGCUGAUUUUAAAAUCUUCAUAACCGUUUGCUGAUUGAUUGGGCAAUGUUUUUAAAAGGCCUCUUUCUCUAUGUCCAUUAUUGAUGUUGUGUAUUUCGUAAAUAUAAUUAAUUAAAAGUAUGUAAUUAGUUAUUAACGCUGUAAGCUUCCGUUUAGACUGUUUCUAGUUUUUAUUAUCGUCAUUAUUAGGGAACUAAAAGUUUUUUACGUAUCAAAAUUUUCUUUGUUGUUGAUUGGGUAAUAGAAAUUUCGCGAAGGAUUUUUUCGAUUAUUUUUUUUGGUAAUACAGUAUUUUUAUAAGGCGGCGUCGUAAAUUGUACGAUCAAAAUGAAUUGACUAGAUCCGAUUUCACGAUUUAGAAGUUGAUAACAAACAGUGUAACGUCAGAAAAACAAUUACAUUAUUAUUUUUUCUUUUAAGUUUUCCAUUAACUGUUAUCUGUGUAAAUGUUUUGACACGGAACAUUGAUAAGACAUAUGUAUGGCUGUUUUUAAUUUAAAAAAAAAAGUUUGAUAAUCCGAAAUAUCUUAACGUCUCAGAAGUGAAGUCAAUAGAAAAAUCUCAUUACUGCAUCUUCGAUUUGUUGAAAGGUUCAAAUAGAACAUGUCAAAUGCGUUUGGUAUUAUGACUAAUUUCCCAAAACCCUGUCGGUAGGGUAGGACCUAGCUUCAGAGCAAAGCGGCUUAGGUGAUCACCCAAAACUAUGAGAAUUCAUCAAACACAGAUUGGACAAUAGUGUCAAGAAAGAAAAAAAAAAGAUUUUUUUUUAUUUGACGACACUGGUCUCGUCUCCCUCCAGCCACAUCUGUCACCCGCAUCACUAUUAUCUUGCACACGAAUGACGUUUGACAUGUAACGUCACUGUCAUAAUGACAGUAUUGAAAGCAAAAAGAAUUGCAAUUUUUAAGAAUUGUUUUUUUACAUUGUCGUAAUUUGUUUUUUGGGUCUUAGAAUUAGGAAUAGUAUUUUUAGGUUACUUACUUAUUAAUUUUGAUAUAAAAUAAAAUAUUCUUUUUUAAUUAACAAAUAGCGUUAGUUAUAACUCUGUCUACUUUAGAACGUUAAAAAGAUGUAUUUCUCUGUCAUUCUAAAUAAUAAAUUUUAUCAGUUAUAGAGAGGCAAGAAUAUAGGAUUAAAAUGUAAACUAAUAAUGAAUUACAACUUAUUGAAGGAAUCAAACAAUUAAAUAGUUUCUAGUACAACAUAUAAUUCCGUAUAUUUAUAAGUUGGAUGAUCGAAAAUGCAGCCCUAAGUGUAAUCAAUUUUUUUUUCAGUCUAGAAUAACUCGAUAGAUUAUUUUUAAUUUUAAAU
Messenger RNA from Bombyx mandarina (wild silkworm), 7137 nucleotides. It is a transcript of the gene dop, whose product is annotated as microtubule-associated serine/threonine (MAST) protein kinase dop. NCBI's taxonomy places the organism in Eukaryota, Metazoa, Arthropoda, Insecta, Lepidoptera, Bombycidae. The record is from RefSeq and is a predicted model, not a curated record. Gene Ontology annotation, biological process: intracellular signal transduction; peptidyl-serine phosphorylation. Gene Ontology annotation, molecular function: protein serine/threonine kinase activity; protein binding; magnesium ion binding.